Leptidea sinapis is the source of this 4267-nucleotide messenger RNA. Its product is annotated as probable metabolite transport protein CsbC. Gene Ontology annotation, biological process: transmembrane transport. The transcript has 3 exons. NCBI's taxonomy places the organism in Eukaryota, Metazoa, Arthropoda, Insecta, Lepidoptera, Pieridae. The coding region runs from base 288 to 1814 and encodes 508 amino acids. The record is from RefSeq and is a predicted model, not a curated record. Gene Ontology annotation, molecular function: transmembrane transporter activity. Gene Ontology annotation, cellular component: membrane.
AGCGAUUGCCAAUUACGCGGUCAUCAGGAAGGCAAAGCCGAAUUAGCUUCGAUGAAACUGGGUGUCGUACAUUGAGACGGCGGAGAUAAUACUUUAAGCCGGUCCUUAUUUCAGCGCUCACAGCCACAUUUUAGAAUAUGUCUACAUUCUGUUUUGUAUAUCUAUUCUAACAUAAUUUCAUAAAUUAGAAUGAAUCAAAAAUAUUAUAUUAUAUUUAAAAACCUACCUUUUGUCAUAGGUGUCAAUUACUAUUUAGAAGAUUUUCAAAAAGGCUAUUCUAACAUGCAAUGCAAUGCAAAAUAUGCAUUAAAAAAGUGAGUGUGUGUCAGCUCCGACGCACGACUGGAGUUUACUGCUCAAGAACGAUUGUCUUUGAACAGUUAGUAAUACAAACAGGAUUAAUAUUAUGCAGCGUGUCUGAUGGGUUUAUAUUUGGGCAAAUGUCUGGAAUGAUAGAUGCUUUGCAGGGUAAAGAUGAUACUAUAAUAAUGACCCCAGAGGAUAUAUCACUAAUGGCGGCGGUAGUAAACCUAUCAUGCAUAGGAGGAUUCAUGAUUGUUGGUAUCAUGACUGAAUAUUUUGGAAGGCGAUUGACAAUAUCUAUACUUACACUUCCAGUGGCAGUCUGUUGGAUCAUGAUAUAUUACGCUUGCAACAAGUUUAUAAUUUUGUUGUCAAGAAUCAUACUUGGAGUUUCUUAUGGUGGCAUUUUGGUACUAUGUCAUGUCUGUGUAGGAGAAUAUUCUCCUUCUAAUUUAAGACAAAUUUGUUUUAAUUUGAUGGCGGGAGUUGGAUCACUUUUGGGAUCGUUUUCUGGACAUAUGCUGAGUAUAUUUUUUAAUUGGCGAACAGUAGCUUUAUUAGGAUUAAUACCAACAAUGCUAUCUUGUAUACUCCCAUUUUUUUGGGUAGAGAGUCCGUCGUGGUUAGCGUCUAAAGGGCGAUUUGAUGAAAGUCGAAAAUCCUUUAAGAAACUGCAUUAUAUGGACAAAGAGAAUGAGAAAGAAUUAGAAAACCUCAUUGCACUCGAAAAAACUAAAGUAGUUGCUUUAAAAAGUAAUUCUGCUAAUACUCCCGCGAAAACCAUAUGGCGGGCUUGUCAACAGUUGUACCUUUGGAAGAUUAUAUUUUUAUGUUUGAUGACAAAUGUGUACAGAGUGGCUGCAGGCCGUAUUCUUUUUAAUACUAUGGCCUUAACUAUAUUUCAAGAUUUUACUGGAGAAUCUAAAUUAUGGCUAGUGACCUUACUCAUCGAUGGUUUUGGUAUACUUGGUGCUUUACUUUCAUGUGUUUUUGUGAGUUUAUUUAGGAUGAGAAGUUUAUUAUUUGUAUUAGGAACAAUAGGUAAUAUUGUUCUUAUUAUUUUAAGUUUUGUGUUAUAUUAUAGACCAGAUGUUGAUGGGGAAACUGCAUGGAUUAAGGCUUGUUUGCUAGCUUUGUAUCUAAUUAUAGUUAAUUCGGGUCCAUAUCCCGUUCUUGAAACCAUACUAGCGGAAGUAUAUCCAUUGGAAGCUAAGGCAUUUUGUAUAUUCAUAGUGGGUUCGGUCACUGGUGCUAUGCAAUUCCUUGCAAUUAAUUUAGCUCAAAAGAUGUUUGCCUGUAUAGGGUAUCAUGGUUCAUUCCUUAUCAAUUCAUUCUUAACUUUCGUCAGCUUAGGCUAUCUAUGGGUGUAUUUACCAGAGACCAAGGGAAAAACAUUGCAAGAAAUUGAAUUGUAUUUCAAAAAAGGUUUUAUUGAUUCUGUUGAACUAGAUAAUAGUGAUAAAGAUUGUGAUUUCAAAAUAAUGUUGAGGGACACAUUAAAAGAAGUAUGAGCUGCGACAUUACGCAAUAGGAUCUUUGCCUUUUCGUACUGUUGAAUAAUACCUACUUAAACAUACAUAUAAACAUCCAUGACUCGGAAACAACAUCCAUAUUCAUCAUAUAAAUGCUUGCACCUACCGGGAUUUGAACCCGGGCCCUCUAGCUUAGUAGGUAGGAUCACUAAUCACUCGGCUAUACAGGUCGUCAUGCCAAUGUAGUGCCGCUCAAUUCUUGAUAAAUGCAAAAUUCUGAUCGGCACUACAACUGCGCUCGUCACCUUGAGACAUAAGAUGUUAAGUCUCAUUUGCCCUAAUACGCCUCUCACGACACCCUUGGGCCUGGGACUUCCCUAUUUUUUUAAGCCCUGGUGAAGCACAGGGCAAAAGCUUUUUUAAGAAUUGAAAAAUGGAAGUAAGCAGUACUUUGCAGAUUGUUUUGCAUAUUGCGCCUCGCUUUCUUCAGUAUGUAAUGUAUUUCUUCCUUGAUUUGACGCUAUUCUUUUAUUACGCAGUGUCUUUUCUUGUCGACCAUGUUUUUAGCAAACUUGACACAUAACAAAUGUAUUGGAAUUUUCUUGGAACUUUCGAACCUAUUCGAUACUGUUUCUGUUCCGCAUCUACUAAAUAAAUUGGAAAGAAUGGGGAUCCGCGGUCACCUAGACAAACUCAAAGAUUAUCUCUCUGAUAGAAUCCAGUACAUAAAACUUUACUCAUUUGUGAAUAGCGAAGUAUCUGCCACUUUUGGUGUUCCCCAAGGUUCUAUCUUAAGCCCCACCCUGUUCCUGGUACAUAUUUAUAGCCUCUGCAAUAUUUCUCUUCACAACUGUUCAAUAUGCAUUCAAAGCUCACCUAUGCAGAUGAUACAGCACUCCUAGUCCGUGGAAGUGACAGGCCUACCACUUUUGCUUUAGCGGAACAAGCUCACAGAAAGGUGAACCUUACAUAACUUACUUACGUGACCUUUUCAAUAAUAUCUCUAGGUCAACCAUCACCAGACAUUUUCCCGUUUAAGGCUUACUCCUGCACCAAUCGAUUUUCACCUUCUUCAUGUGAUUGCCCAUCUUUAUCUAGAUCUAAUAAUAUCAAAUAUUUUGGAGUCUAUAUUUAUAACCAAUUAAACUGGAAAUUUCACCUGGAAAAACUUUCCUUGCAUAUACGAAAAUUAAUAUUAUACAUAUUUAAUAAUAUUAGGUAUUCCGCUGAUAGUGAUCGUCCAUCAUCAGCUAUUGCAUUCCAAUAUGGGGAGGUGCCGCAAAGACCAGUUUUUGAACUACAAUUGCCACAAAGAGCUGUGAUUAAGGUAAUGACCCGUUACCUUUUUAGGUACCUAACUCUACGAGUCAGCUUUACAAAGAAGUUCUGACCGUUCGACAGCUCUUUAUACUUCAUUCCGUGAUAAGAAAACUCACCACCUUCUCAUAUGAUAAAAACUAAAUGAGAAUAAAAUCUCAAAGAGUAUUUCCAGUUCCAACUUUUAUAACAUCUCUAACCAGUCGACUUCAUCAAGUAAUCGCAAGUCAUCUUUAUAAUAAAAUAAAUUAAGAAUGUCAUAUAAUAUAGUGUAUAAUAGUGUAAUUAGUAUUUGUACAUAUAGUUUACAUUAGUUACCUAUUGCAACAUAGGAAUAUUCUACACGUAUUAUUAAUUAUUGUAAAAUGUUGUUAAUUACCUUAAAUGUAUGCGUGCUCCUUCAUUUUUCAUGGUAUUACCAUAAACUUAGCGUAAGACACAAACCCUAUGUAAAAUUAAACUUAUCAGUGGGAGGUUCCUUUGCGCAGAAUGCCGGCUAGAUUAUGGGUACCACAACGGCGCCUAUUUGUGCCGUGAAGCAGUAAUGUGUAAGCAUUGCUGUGUUUCGGUCUGAAGGGCGCCGUAGCUAGUGAAAUUACUGGGCAAAUGAGACUUAACAUCUUAUAUCUCAAGGUGACGAGCGCAGUUGUAGUGCCGCUCAGAAUUUUUGAGGUUUUUCAAGAAUCCUGAGCGGCACUGCAUUGUAAUGGGCAGGGCGCAUCAAUGACCAUCAGCUGAACGUCCUGUUCAUCUCGUCCCUUUAUUUUCAUAAAAAAAAUUGAGAUAAGUAUACUUACAUAAAAACUUAGGUGGGAGAAAUAGACGGAAUAGAUGAAGUCUAUGAAACCAUUUAGAAAUAAUUUUGUGUCCAUUAGACUCCUGUCAAAUUGGACCGCGUUUUAAUGUAGAUGUUUUUAUUGUUAUUGUUCUGUGUUUUGACGGAUAUUAAUUAAAAAUGUCGUGUUCUGUAUUAGAUUGUGUUGUUGCAAGCAUCAAUUCAAUUAUAGAAAUAUAAUCAAAUUUCCAACGCGGAAAUGCUGCCAGUAUUCUUGGUACGCUUCCACGUAAUGAUAGUUUUAAUUUUAUGUAUAGUCAUAGUAUUGUUAAUAUAGUUAUAAGAUUUGUUUUGUUUGAAUAAAUGUGUAUUAGAAUUAUAGAAACAUUUCAAAGGUAAA